Laccaria bicolor S238N-H82 is the source of this 3942-nucleotide messenger RNA. RefSeq lists its product as uncharacterized. The record is from RefSeq and is a predicted model, not a curated record. The coding region runs from base 1 to 3942 and encodes 1313 amino acids. NCBI's taxonomy places the organism in Eukaryota, Fungi, Basidiomycota, Agaricomycetes, Agaricales, Hydnangiaceae. The transcript has 9 exons.
AUGACUGAGUCCUCUCGAGCUGUGCUCAUCAAAGAGCGUGUUGCACAAUUACAUGCUAUUUCAGCCCGUCGAAAUGAACUUCUUCGUCAAAUGUAUCACCUCAUCCAACAAAGGAAUAAUGUUGGAGCUCUAUUACCCACUGAAGCUCAAGAGGAAGAUGAACCUGGUCUUCAUAAGUUCCUUCAGAGAUUUGAUCUCACGAGAAAUGGAAAUGCUUCAAUUGCAAACCUCACUGAAGAUGAAUGGUCUCCAAUCCCGUUGGUAGUCGACCAAGACAGCAAAGCCGCUAUCUUUAUUCUUCCAGACUUGACUAGCCUAACUCCACAAUGUGAAACGACUUACGACCAAUUUCAAACAUUCUCCCCCAACUUGGCAUCUUACUCUGUCCCACCGCUGGGGGCUUCACCCGAAAGUAAAUUGCCGUUAUCUUUAGAGAGCACAUUACAGGUUUCUAGUUCGAAACCUCAACUCGCUGAAGAGUCUGAAGAAGACCACGAUAAAUCUAGCAUUCCCAUUUUAGACGAAUCAUUGGGAGCCCCAACAUCUGUCUCACCAUCGUCGACUUCGCCUGCUGAAAUUGAUGCACACAAGGAGAAGCUUCCCCCUGUCUCACCAGUUACCUUUAAAUCCACUAAGGAAGAAGCUGCAGACAUUCAAGACGUUACGAUGGAAGAGGAUGGUGUGCCAGUGCAAUUGCCAUCCGCUACUUCAAUCACACAAUUAUCGACAACUAUUCAAGAGCCUGUAGAGUCGAUGGACGUUGAUGAAGACCAUAGAGAUUUUCAUGCAGCCAUGAAUCCGGAGGGGAAUAGGGAAGAUAUCCGAGAAGAUGAGAUAACCGUUGUUAGUGGUGUCCGUCAUUCCCAGGCGUUGGAGUUAGAUGCCACCAGCGAGGAAGUCCUCAUCAAUUCCCUCUCGGAUUCAAAUUACAGUGAAGGCAACGAAGAUCCCGAACUGUUAUCAACGGCUGUUACCCAUUCCCUAUCCACGUUGCGACCGAUUUCUCUUGCUCCAGUUCUAACCCGUCCUCCCCAACGCCCAAUCAUCAUCGCCACUCCUUCAGCACCGCCCAUCAAUGACCAGUUGUUUCAACUUGAUAUGGCAACGCUUCCCGAAUUGUCUAUGGGCCAAACUUCACCUCCACACCCUCAUUAUCAGUCCAGCACUCGCUAUACGCUCCCUCCGAUCAACGUGCUACCUCCGGAGUUCGUUCGUAAAGCAAAGACUCUCAAGCAACGUAAGCGGGAUAAAGAACGGGAGAAAACCGAGGGCAAGAAAGAGAAAGAAGACUUGCUUCCUCUCGGUCUAAACCGGUGGGCAGCGACACUCAGCGCAAACCCUGUGUGGAAAAAAGUUUCCCGAGCGUCCAAGUGUUUGAACAGUCGUGAUUGGGCGGUAGCUAUGACUGAGUUGAGGCUGAUUCGUACUCUUGACAGAGUCGAAUUUUUGAAAGACGGCGGCAGAUGGAGUUUCCGCCAACCAAAGAAACAGAGGGGUGUCGGAGGACUUGCGAAGACGCACUGGGAUUAUCUCAUGGACGAAAUGAAAUGGAUGCGGAUCGAUUUUCGUGAAGAGCGGAAAUGGAAAAUGGCUCUCGCGUAUGCUUUAUCCACAGCUGUACUCGAAUGGCAUGCUAUGGACUCCUGGGAAGAGCGCAUUCUCUGUGGUGUCUGUGUCAAAUGGAAGUCUUCUUAUUCUUCAACGGAAGCCUUCGAAGAUGACGGCGAGGCGAUGGAUAUCGACGACACCCAACCACAAAAAAAGUCACUUGUUUCGGUCAAUUAUGGUUCUGACGACGAUGACGAUGACGAACAGGACAAGGAUGCACAAAGUGUUGUUGACCCGCUGGAGCCGGCGGCGAUGAUCGAGGAUGCUCUCGACACUGCGAGCCAUCUCAUAGACGGCGUAGGGGAAAAUACGGUGCAACCAAAGAUGGAAGACUUCGACGACCUUUCCGCUUUGCAAAAUGAAAGCGAGACGACCAACGAAUCUAUUCAAGGCAUGCCUACGCCUUCCCAAUCCAAUGUCUCUACCGACGUUGCGACUGGUUUGAAGUCAACCUCGCAUAAUCCCGUUCUUGGAUCUAAAUCCAGCUCUCAGUCAUCAAGCGGGGAUAGUGAUCCGGUAGGCUCCUCGGUGAAAGCAAUUAAGCCUAUCAAAUAUGGAUUGCUACGCGAAAACAUAGCAUACGCGGAUGAUGAGAAACUUUUCCUCAAUUCAAAUGAUGUCACUCAGUCAAGCAAUGAGAUGCCCAACUAUGAAUCAGCUCACUCUCUGGAUUUAGAUGCAUUAUUCCCGGACCUCCAACCACUCUGUCUUCUAGAUGUCACUCCAGCCACGGUUGGAAUCGAAGGGAAGAAAAAACUUGGCAAGAACUCGGAUAGGGAUGACCCCAAUAAAAGAAUCGAAGAAACUACAUACACAAAAUUAUACCCGACUGAUAAGUUUAUGUUUGCGAAACCGACUCUGAUUGGUCCUCUUUUGCCGUCUAAGCGCUGGAAAGACUCAACAUGGUUGCCAAUGGAGGAGAUGCCUGUAGUGCCUGAUUCAGAUGGUCCUAUGAAAAUCCCAGAUGAUAGUGGAAACGAUCUCUUCGACGUCAGGUCCAGCAACGGCCCGGCUAUUUUGGCUUUCCAAGUCGCAAAAGAUAAAGGGAAGCGUGGGGUUGAUCAUAUCUGGAGCGCGAGUGAUGACACUCUACUGAGAUCUCUGAGUGACAAGUACCCAAAUAAUUGGGCCCUUAUUGCGGAGUGUUUUAACGGCUCCCGUUUGACGACACCGACAGAUAGACGGUCGGCUUCUGAUUGCCUCGAACGUUGGAAGGAAAAAUGGGGACCAGAAAUGCGGCAACGGCCACUAGAAAUAGUGCAGGCACCGUUGGAGGAAACCGUGGUACCCUCGACUCCUUCUCAGAUGACCACUCGAGGCGUGAAACGGCUGGCAAGCUCAAGUGUGUCAAGCCAGAACGCACCAAUCAUCAACUCUGGGAGCGAGCCCAAGAAGCGCAGGAGGCACCUGCUUCUACAAGACUCGAUGCGCAAAGCCGCCAAGAAGCGAGUUGAACUGGCUCAAAAGAUGGUUGCGGGCCAACGGAAAACCCCAGCGAUCCACGAGACACACGGGCAAUACAGCAAAAUGCCCAAACUCACGCCAGCUGAACUCAGUCGCAUGAAAGCGGAAAAGGAUGCAAGGGAUGUGCAAGACCUCGCUCUCGCUCGGAGAAGACAAGAAGAACUUGCCAGGCAGAAUCUGUUGCGAGAGCAAUCUCAACGCAUCGGUGUGCCACCAGUUCCGGCUACCCAAGCGCCACUCUCGCAGCAGCAGCCUCAGCCUCAGCCUCAGCAGCAGCAGCAGCAACAGCAACAAUUGUCGCAGAUACAGCAGUCGCAGAUACAGCAUCUGCAACAACUUCAGCUAAUGCAUCAAGCAACUCAAGCUCAGAGAGUCAAUUCGGCUGGUUCCCUUUCCAACGCCCGGCCAGGAGUAGGGGGUUCAUCCAGGAUUUCGACGCCGUCUUUGGCAACUAAUAACCGCCUCGGUUUAACCGCCCAGCAAGUUAUGCAGCUCCAGGCUAUAGGAGGAGGAUCGGCGAUACUCAGUGGACAUCUACCUACCAACCACCAGUUUACGAAACGUGAUGCGACCAAUUCACCCUCGCAGGCUUCCCCUCCUCAUGGACCUGUGGUACCCCCCAGCGGUGUAAACUCUCCUCGCCCGGAACAAACAAAUCAUGUGCAAGGACCUCAAGUUCCUGGAAGUGGUAUUGCACGUCCAACGUCGAGUUUGGGAAAUCAAUACUACCCCGCGACUGCGGCUUACAUCCCUGACCAAGUAACGGUAGCGUUGCGGCUGCAGAUGCUCCAACAGCAACAACUUUUGCAACAACAACAACAGGCUCAACAACAGCAUCAACAGGCUCAAGGGUUCCCGAAUUCGUCAUGA